GCACUCUAGAGAUGGCGCUGAUUUCACAAUUUUUAAUCUGUCUUUAUUCAUUAUUCGCUUUCCUUGUUUAUUAUAUUCUGCGAAUUCAAAAGAUUAUCUAUGUUAUAUCUUGUUCGUGGUACAAAUAUGUUUGGCAUGGUGUCUACAUAUCUUUUUUUGAAACUAUAGAAAAAAAUAUAAAAACAAUUGAAUUAAUUAUUGGAAAAUUUUCACAAUACAGUGAUUAUAUUAAUAUUAUAAAUUAAUUAUAACUUUAAAAAUUUAAAUAAAAUGUCUAUGCUUGCGGAACCUCGUAGAAAACAAAAAUGGUCACUUAAUCCUCGAGGAAAAGAAUGGAGCGAAGAUUCGAACAAAUUUGGACAGAAAAUGCUAGAAAAGAUGGGUUGGACAAAUGGUAAAGGACUUGGAGCAAACGAACAGGGUAUAACAGAGCAUGUUCGUGUAUCGUUUAAAAAUGAUACAGCAGGCAUUGGAUUUAAAAAAGAUAGUAUUAAUGAAGCAUGGACAGAACACCAAGAUAAUUUUAAUGAUUUUUUACAAAAACUUCAACAGAAUGAAAUUAACAAUGCGCAAACAGAAGAAAAUAAAAAUGUAUUAAGUGGAAAAUCGUUAGAAUUGAAAUCCAAACAAAGUCGUGCUCGUGUUCACUAUCAAAAAUUUACAAGAGGAAAAGAUAUAAAUAAAUAUAGUGCAAAAGAUUUAGCAAAUAUAUUUGGUCAAAAAGAACUAAAUAUAAAUAAUAAUAACAAUAAGGACGAUAAUAGUUCAAUUGGUAUUCAGGAAAAUAGAAAUGGUGUUAUAACUAUAAAUGGUGGUAAUAUGACUGAAUAUUUCAUGAAAAAAGGUCAAGAUUUUUCUUUGAUGCAAAAUAAACAUAAAAAACAUCAGAAGAAUAAGGAAGAAUCUGAAUAUCCUGGAUUCGGAUUUGAUUCUGCACUUAAAAAAGUACAAUCUCAUGAAAGUAAAGAAAUACAAAAUGAUUGCAAUUAUGUUUUUGAUAAUCCUUGUAUACAAUUAAAUUCUGAAAAUAUUUCAAAUUUUAAUAAUGAAAUUGAAUUUUCUAAGAAAAGAAAAUCUAAUAACAUUGAAUUAAACUUAAGCAACAAAGUUAAAAAAUUUAAAGAAAAUAAUAUAAAUGAGAAAAUAUGUGCAAAUGGUAUAGUGAAUGCUGGUUUAAAUUUAGAAUAUCAAGAUAAUGAAAUACAUAAUGGAAAAGAAUUUGAAGUAUCUAGAGUACAAUUUGGUGUUACAAAUUCAGCUUUAGAUUUGAGUGAUGAAGUAAAUAAGAAAAGAGUAACAUUUAAUGAUCACGUAGAGUAUAGUACAGAUUGUAUAAAAAAGAAAAAAAAUAGAACUACAUUAGAUAAGUUCGAAGUUGAAAAUAAAAAAGUUAAAAAAAAGAAAAAACAUGUUAUUAUUGAUAAUUCAAUAUUAUCUGGUUUUGUCAAUGAAGCUUUAGAUGUUGCAGAAACAACCGAAGAAGUACAUGAUAAUGAAAUUAAUGAACGUAAAAGUAAAAAAUCUAAAAAACGAAAUCGUCAAUCGAAUUUAGAAACAAUAGUGGAAAUAUCAGAGGAAGAAAAGGCAUGCGAAGAUGAGAUAAAGAUUAAACAUAUUAAAAUAAAAGAUAAUACACUUGAUAACUCUAUAGAUGUUCUGAGUAAGAAAAAGAAAAAGAAAAAAGAUAAAGAGAAAAUAGAAAUUCAUGUUGAGAAUAAAUAUGAUGAAAAAAUAGAAAAAAAAAUAAUUUCAGAAAUAAAUACACUUGAAAAAGAAUGUGAAAUUCAUGAAGAUCAAAAAGAUACUAUUAAAAAAAAAAAGAAAAAAACAAAAGAUAAAGUCAAAAGCAUUGAACCAAAUAUAGAAAAAGAGGAAAAUACUAAUCCUAUAAUUAAAUCUGAAGCUAAAAGUUUGGAAAAUAUAGAAAAAAAAAAUAUAAAAUUAGAAACUAUACAAGUAAAAAACAAGAAACUUAAAGAAGAUGAUGCUAUAAAUAAUCCUAAAAUGAUAAAGAAAGACCAAAAAAAAAUUGCUAAUAAAGAAAAUACAGAAAAUACAGAAAACACGAAUGAAAAUGAAACAAAUAAAUCAGAAAAGAAAAAACAUAAAAAAUUAGUAAACGAAUAUGUAGAUAAUAAAAAUUUCAAUAGUAUAGAAUUUGAAAAAAAAACUGUAGAACAAAGAAAUGUAAUACAUAAUAAAAAUACACAAUCAAAAACAUUUAAUAAUAGAACAUUUAAUACUUCAUCUAGUCCUUGGAAUCAAAAAGCUAAAAUGUCAAAAAGACUAUUAAUAUCUUUAUUUAAUAAAAACUCCACUGUAGAUUUUCCAGGAUCUAAUAUGCAUGAUAUAAAAGGUUACGGUGCUGAUAUACACUGAAAUAUAAAGAAAUAAGUGUAU
Messenger RNA from Apis dorsata (giant honeybee), 2400 nucleotides. Its product is annotated as G patch domain-containing protein 4-like. Bases 271 to 2379 code for a protein of 702 amino acids. Gene Ontology annotation, cellular component: nucleolus. Gene Ontology annotation, molecular function: nucleic acid binding; telomerase inhibitor activity. The record is from RefSeq and is a predicted model, not a curated record. The transcript has 4 exons. NCBI's taxonomy places the organism in Eukaryota, Metazoa, Arthropoda, Insecta, Hymenoptera, Apidae. Gene Ontology annotation, biological process: regulation of ribosome biogenesis.